GUGAACCGUGCUAUCGACACACUGCAUUGACCGAGUAAAAGGGAAAACGCCAAGACGUUAUAGGCUGAUUAUUAUACCGAAACAACUGCAAGUAUCCUACCGUUUGUGUGUGUGUGUAACUCUGUACAUAGUACUCGGUGGGUCGGGAUACAGGCCACCGGUAAAGUCGACACCUGUUGCUGGCGAGUAUAAGAUUCACUCAAGAUGGCUCUCGACAACCCUACAUACGACAACCCGGGUGUAGAUAGUCCGAUGCAGAACGGUCUCAGUGACAGUCUAGAUCCUGUCUACCAGUACUGGACACCGAAAGGAGACGUCAAAACAAGACAGUUCCAACUUCACGGUAGAUCCGCGCAAUAUGAAGUGGAUACGAAGUCAUCAAAAAGAUCUACACUGAUAACCGGCAUUGUGCUGGGUUCAAUUGCUAUUAUCGUUGGGAUAUCAGUAGGGUUAGCUAUAUACUUUAUAGGGCCCGAGACAGAGCCCGCCGUGACUCCUAUAGUAACUGAAAAACCUAUUACAACGACAGCUUAUCCUGUAGUGGAGGGAAAAGCAGGUCAGCUUAAGAUAGAUGCCUCUAUGGUUAUAGACUUUUUAGAUGGUGAAGAAGUAGAAUUUAUAUCCGAAUACAAUGAGCCAACAUCGGAUGAAUACAUCGCGCUAGAAAACAAAAUAAAAAAUAAUUUAGACAAUAUUUACAUGAACAGUUCAAUAGCUGAUGUUUACAAUGGAUCAACAAUAUUAGAUUUUGCCCCCGGCAGUAUCAGAGUAUCAUUUCGACUGAAUAUUAUUGUUCCGGAUACGUAUAAUGGCGGUGGUGAUGCGACGGAUAGUCCCGAUUUUAUACCGUCAGCGAAUACUAUAAUAGACAUACUUAUUGAAGUGGUGAUAGUUUCUGAGGGCGAUGGGUCAAUUGGUGUACGAGAAAACAGUAUUGUUAUAACCCAAGUUAUAAGCCCACCACAACCUACUCGAGUGCCAACUCAUGAACCAGCUCCACCAACGCAAAGACCGCCUAUCACUACGGUCCUGCCCACAGGACAACCAACAGUCUAUAGGCCAACUGGUACAAGACCACAUACAACUAAACAUCAAACAACAAAAUCAGCUACCUUGCCACCAGAACAAACAACGUCACAACCAACUACGCCAUUAGACCAGACACAUCGUCCAACUACAAGAGUAACCACGCCACCUGGCCCGACGCAUCGUCUAACAACAAAGAUAAUCACCACACCUGGCUCUACACAUCCUUCAACAAAAACAACUGGCACCCCAGAACAGCAGCAGACAACAACACAAGAACAGCCUGCACCAACUACGAUUACCGCACUGCAAACCACUCCGCCACAUCGCCCAACUGAUCAAUCAACCACUGCUAGCAGACCAACUGCACAUCCCUCAACAAAAACGACUGGCACCCCAGAACAACAGCAAACAACAACAACACAAGAACAGUCUGCACCAACCACCAUUGCAGUUCCGCAAACCACUCUUUCACAUGGCCCAACUGAUCAAUCAACCACCGCUAGCAGACCAACUGCACAUUCCUCAACUAAAACGACUGGCACCCCAGAACAACAGCAGACAACAACAACACAAGAACAGUCUGCACCAACCACCAUUGCAGUUCCGCAAACCACUCCGUCACAUGGCCCAACUGAUCGAUCAACCACUGCUAGCAGACCAACUGCACAUUCCUCAACUAUAACGACUGGCACCCCAGUACAACAGCAAACAACAACAACACAAGAACAGUCUGCACCAACCACUAGCAGACCAACUACAACGCCAGGUUUUGUGUGUGGAGAUAGCUACACUAUAUUUCCUGGUGACUCUCAACGAGUGACUUCACCAAAUUACCCGAUGGCGAACACUGAUCAAAUAAAUUGCCUUUGGUUUUUGUCUGUUGACGAUGGCAGACAGAUGAUAGUUCAUAUAGAGGCUCUCAACACACUGUCAUUCGAUUUUUUGGAAGUCGGCAAUGGUGAGGAUGCUUUCAACGGCAGUUCUAUCAUAUACAGCAUCAGUGGGAACUAUGCCCCACCUGACGUCCUAUCAUCAGGAAACAAAAUCUGGAUAAGUUUUGUGGCAAGUGGAACAACAGAGAACCAAGGAUUUUCUCUCCAAGUUGUUGACACUAAAGAUGGUGACUUCGUGAUUGUGAGUGAUGCUAACCUCAUGAGACGUAUAUUCAUCGAUAAUGCAGACGUACAAGACGUAUUUCAAGUUUCAUAUGAAGUUACAAAAAUUGCUUAUGAUUGGGUGGAUGAAUCAGCAUUUUGGAUCGAGGGGGAUACCAUAAUCAGGGAAUGGAGAGUGAAUAAAAUAUAUACAGCCGCCUCUUUUGUUAGCUGGAAAACACACAUGCCAAUGGAUCUCAGUGUUGAUUCUCUAUCCCGAAAUAUUUAUUGGACGGAUGAAGUACGGGGUACCAUAGAGGUUGCCAAACUUGAUGGCAGUAUGCGUAAGGUUUUACUUACAGGGCUGUCUUCACCUUAUCCAAUUGAAGUAGCUGCUGUUUCAGGAUGGAUGUUUUGGGCUGAUUUCUUUGAUCAAACGAUAUAUCGUGCCUACACAAAUGGUGAUAAUAUGGAGACUUUUAUCACUGACGUUGGAUCAGUCUCAGGAAUGGCAAUAGAUCAUGUUGGCAAGAAAUUAUUCUGGUGUGAUUGGGAAUAUGAGCAAAUUGAAGUGUAUGAUAUGAAUUUAGGAGAGAGAAAAGUAAUUAUUUCUGUCACCUACCCGAUGGAUGUCGCUGUGUCCGCCACUCACAUCUACUGGACAGAUCAGUUUGCAAAUGGGCUGUUUCAAAUUGAACAAAGUGCAAAUAAUGUUUCAGAAGUGGUCCCAUUUGGGCCACAGAAUUAUACAAUGCCAACUGGGCUCUUUGUUCAAACACUAGUCUCCAUACCUGACGGCACUAAUGGAUGUGCUGUGGAUAAUGGUGGGUGUGAUCAUUUCUGUUUUCCUGUACCAGGACCAAAUAUCACUUGUGAAAACCCAGAUGGUGGGAUAGGAGAUGAUUGUGGUGAAUGGAUAGACAUAUCUAUGUAUAAUACAGAUCUGGUUUAUUAUCUGGAUACUGACAUCCUAAAUGGUGAGGAUGAAUGUACCUGGAUCAUUCAGGGUACUGCUGGGUUACUCGUGGAUGUAACUUUCAUCAACGUACCUUCAGACUGCACAUAUAGUAUCACCAUAGGAAGCGGUUCAGACGUAUUGAUGAACACCAUUGUGACUUUCACCGAAGCAUUGUUUUAUUCAGGUGUUUCAUUCACAUCGGAUGUAAGCUCUCUGUGGAUGCAGAGGAAUAAUAUGAGUUCUGGAUGUAGUGGCGAUGUUGAGGUGUUCGUUGGAAACACAGUGUGUGGAAGACACAUCACAUCUACUGACUACGUAACAUCAAUCUGGUCUCCAAAUUAUCCAUAUGAUUACGGACGCAACCGGGAAUGCAUCUGGACUGUCUCGUUUGAACCUGGAGAAGAAAUUCAUGUCCAGUUUUGGGAUUUUGCAACAGGACAAAACAUUGAUGUUUUGACAUACGGGAAUGGAUUACAGCCAGACACUUCAGUUAUUAGAUCUUCAUCAGGGUUAGUGCGUCCUGAGAAUUUUGUAUCAGAUAGCAAUGAGCUAUGGUUUACAUUCACUACUGGAUCGCAGCAGUCUUCCAGGGGAUUCUACAUUGAAUUGAAAGUGUAUGACCAAGCCUGCAGUCCAACUGAGUUUGUGUGCACAAAUGGUGCUUGUUUAUCUCCAGCGAUGGUUUGUGAUGGGAAUAAUGACUGUAGUGAUAGUGUGGAUGAGUGGCUCUGUUUUGAUGUCGUUCAGCCAACUAUAAAGCCUAGUGUAUCCAGCCCAAUCACAACUAAACCACCUAUAUAUAUUUACCUGUCUGAAGAUGGCAUCGCCAAUAUUUCAACUCCCAACUAUCCUGAAAUUUACCCUGAGAACGAAGACAUCACAUGGAUAAUUAUUGGUCCAGCACAUCAGCGUCUUUUAGUGACAUUUAUGCGUAUUUUUAAAAUAGAGACUAAUUAUGAUUUUCUCUAUAUUGGCGAUGGUGAUACCCCGAGUGAUGAUUUUAUUAUACUAAUGGGCACCCUGAAACCUUUAGAUUAUCUAGCAUCAGGUAAUUCGGUGUGGAUGCGAUUCACUUCCGAUGAUAUAUAUUCGUUGGAUGGAUUCCAAGCUAUAAUUUACUCUGUAGAAUUGUGUCCUGCUAAUUAUAGCUGCGAGAAUCAGGCAAUGUGUGUUGUGACUGCGGAUAACCCAUCCUAUUGUGUCUGUCCAGAAGGAUGGGUGGGGUCCUUUUGUGAAAACGAAUUUGACCCAUGUGAAGUGCACCAGUGUGCCAAUGGUGGGACAUGUGUUUCUGAAGGUUCUACCUACAACUGUCUGUGCCGACCAGGAACACUAGGAACUCUCUGUUCCAUAAUUCGAGACGAUUGUACGUCCAAUCCAUGUGUUGGUGAAUCUGAAUGUAUUAGUAUUAUUAAUGGUUUCCUAUGUCAGUGUGGACCUGCUUAUACCGGGAAACGCUGUCAAAUCUACAUUGAGCCGAUCACAUUUAGUGUUGAAUUCAUGAUCACAAAUAUCACCUUUGUUGAGGAGUAUGAAGACUCUACAACAGUUGAAUACCAGCAACUAGAGAUGAAGGUCUUAUCAUCGUUAAGUGAAGUUUAUGAGCCAACUUUGAUAAACCAUGCUGAUACAGUGGUAGAAAUUACAGGAUUUAAAAGGGUAUGCGGUGAUGAAUUUGUGAUCAGCAUUGGGGAAGUUGUUUCCCUGACAACUCCAGGGUAUCCAGGCUACUAUGUAAGCAAUACAACAUGUAUAUGGAAGGUAACCACAGAUGUAGACCGACGUUUGUUUGUCCAUGUAGAUUUUCUUGAUGUCGAGUAUGAACAUGAUUAUUUGUAUGUAGGCAAUGGAGCCGAUUUAUAUGACAACUCUACUAUUUACUACAUUACUGGAUCUGUGCCACCUGUGGAUGUCCUCACCGAGGGUAACCAAUUAUGGGUUAAGUUUAGUGCUGAUGAUUUUAUCAAUAAACAAGGAUUUUCCAUGUCCAUCUAUGAUACAAUCGGUGACUUUAUUCUGACUGCUGAUUACAUUGACAAUCUGGGACGUAUAUUUUUGGAUAUUCCUGAGGAAUCUUACAAUCUCAAUCUGCCGAUACAUUUGGUUGACAAACCAAGACGUGUGUCGUAUGAUUUUGUCAGUGAUGGUAUUUACUGGGCAGAAGAAAAAGGUCAGAUUAAAGUUGCUGAACGCAAGAAUGAAAGAUACAAUGUGCAAACUGUUGCAAGUUGGAAAGUUUCAGAUGUAAAAGGAUUGAAUAUUGAUCCACUGUCAAGGAAUGUUUACUGGACUGACACUGCCAGGGGAACGAUUGAAGUGGUUAAUUUGGAGAACGGUUGGCGUCGUGUUCUGCUUUCAGGGCUUGCCAGGCCUGGCCCAAUAGAAGUAGCAGCCGUUUCUGGGUGGAUGUUCUGGGCAGAUAACGAAAACGAUGAAGUUAAUGCAACUGAUAAUGUUAUUUAUCGUGCAUACACCAAUGGUAGCAAUAUGGAUAGUUUUAUCAGGGGAGUUGGUUAUGUGUCUGGAAUGGCAAUUGACCAUAAAGAUAAAAAGCUGUUUUGGUGUGACUAUCGCACCGAAACUGUUGAAGUAUACCAUUUUCUGAGUGGAACAAGAUCGGUUGUGUUAAAUCUAGGUUUGUCAGUAUCGAUUGACGUUGCUAUAGACUCCAACUAUAUCUAUUGGAUGGAUCAGUAUUCUAAGGAUUUGAUGCGAGCCGAUCGGAGUGGCAAUAGUAGUGAUACAUUCAUAUCACAGCAGUACUCACUCGGGUGGGGGUUGUACGUGCAGACUCUUCAUUCACAACCUGAUGGGACAAACAUGUGUGCCAAUGAUAAUGGCGGUUGCCCGUACUUUUGCUUCCCGAUACCCGGAAAUGACAGAUCUUGUGAAGAUCCAGAUGGAGGAAUUGGGGAUGCAUGUGGAGAGUUUGUUGAAUUGGAAGAAGCUGAGAACAUCACUUUGCACCCACAGUUUGUAAAUAGUUAUGAUUGUGCCUGGAUAUUCAACACUCAGCCGGGUCGGUUCGUAGAGGCGACUGUAGAUACGACUAGCGUCUCGCAGUCAUGUGCUUACAAUAUAUCAGCUGGAAAUGGUGUGACGAUUGAGAGUGGAAUAAUUGGUGCAUGGGACCAGUCAGUUGAUCUUCACAGAGUUCAAACUUUAUUAUCCAGUGGGCAAACUUUAUGGAUACACGCACAAUUCUCAGAGGACUGUGCCGUAGAUGAUAUUGCUGUUACAGCCAGGGACACAGAUGGGUGCGCAGGUGUCUAUGAUAUCACCAAUAAUGAUGAGUAUGUCAGAAUUACUUCACCGAACUUCCCACUAAAGUACGACAAUUCUCGAACUUGCGUCUGGCUCUUUAGCUCUCCAGCCAACACCAAGAUGAACAUUAAUUUUUGGUCAUUCCAAACGGAGGUUGAUUCUGAUUUAUUAGGUUAUGGAGUUGGCUUGGAUCCCACACAAGAAACGCUUCAAGAUAUUUUUUCAGGAGAUCACAGACCGACCAAUGUUGUCUCUCAAACUAACUUAAUGUGGAUCUACUUUUCUUCUGAUUUGUUGGUCACAAAGAGAGGAUUUGUCUUUGAUGUUCAUCUCUACAAUUCUGUCUGUGAGGAAAGUGCUAUGGUUUGUCCGAAUGGCAUGUGCUUUUCUGAAAAUAUUAUCUGUGAUUAUGUGGCCGAUUGCAGUGAUGGAACUGAUGAGAAAUAUUGCUUUGUGCCAAUGAGGCCAACAGCUUCCUCUUCGCCUAUGACAACAGCAUUAUUUACAACUCCAGAGUCAACAUGUGGAGAAACAAUAUACUUACCACCAAAUGGAAAAAGAAACAUUACAUCACCAAAUUACCCUGAAGACUACCCCCCAGAUAGCAACUGCUUGUGGUUGGUGUCGACUGAAGUCGGAUACAAUAUUCGACUAGACUUCACAUAUGUUAAGCUUGAAAAUACAUAUGAUUAUAUUUAUUUUGGAUUUGGAGAUGACCCCAGUGAUGUUACAACGCAAAUAGAUGAAAUAACAGGCGUUGAAAUACCUCCUGAUUACAUCGCUAAUGGUCGUGACAUAUGGAUACUUUUUACCUCAGAUAAUAUAGUACAGGAAAAAGGUUUUCUUGCAUCUGUGUAUAGCCUUGAAGGAUGUGGAACAGAUCUCACUUUAGUAGAAGAAGAAACUACUACAAUAUCAUCGCCUAAUUACCCAGAGAGCUAUGACUUGAACAAAGUUUGCACCUGGAUGGUUCACGUUUCAGAAAAUCGUGGCAUCAGGCUCACCUUCCUGGCUUUCAACACCGAGGAAUGCUGCGAUUACUUGACUGUUGGAACUGGAAGUGAUAUCAAUUCAGAAGAUUCUGUUAUUGCGUCGUAUUCCGGAAUGGUUGUUCCAGAAGAGUUAGUUGUCAUGUCUCGGGAUAUAUGGAUCCAAUUUUCAUCUGAUGUGAGCUUUGCAUCAUCAGGUUUUGAGAUACUCAUAAGUGAUACUUCAUUUUGUGUUGACUUAUCAACACCCAGUUGUGAUCCCUACCGACCGUACAGUGGCCUGAGAGUCGCCAGUGAAGAUAAAUCAAUGAAGCGAAACAAAAGGCAAAGUGGAGGCGGAUUUGAAUAUGAAGGCUGCCACCAAUACAUUAAUCUUUUCAUGUGUGCCGUCCUUAGUCCAGAGUGUAUGUCUAACGGCGAUUAUCGACAAGUCUGCCAAAGUUUCUGUGAUGAAGUGGAAAGUGCUUGUAAAUCAGUUAUUGAAGGUGGUGGGAGUGUGUGGACUAUUGAUUGUUCCACUAUGCCGGUGUUGAGUAAUGAAACAGGAUGUAUAGAAAUAACAGGGUGCAUUGGAAAUCCUUGUGUAUAUGGUGAAUGCCAGCCACUGGAAAACACUGAUUAUGAAUGCGAUUGCAUACCGGGAUGGGAGGGGACAAACUGUGAUAUUGAUACAAAUGAAUGUGCUGAAGAUCCUUGUUUCAAUGGUGGUACUUGCAUCGAUGACGUUAACGAUUUUUCUUGUCAAUGUCCCAACAAUACUGCAGGCAAAAAUUGCUUUUGUCAGCUUGAAACCACUCCAAUAUGCCAGUCAUCUCCGAUAUCAAAGUACACUGGAUCAGGAAGCUUGCUAUAUACAGAAAAUGAAUUCAACAUUUUAAUGCAUAAUCUAACACAGCUUGAUUGUUAUCCAUAUACAGACAUAUUAUUAUGUGCUUUGUAUGACCAUCCAUGUGAUGAUAACGGCAACACACUGCUACCCUGCAAAGGCUUUUGUCGAGCUGCUAAAAAUAACUGUGCCCGUCCACUUGCAUUGAUUGGUAUUACUUGGCCAUUUGAGUGUGAUGAUCUGCCUGAAUCACUAGACCCAACCAUAUGCUAUGGUAGUCAAUACAUCUUGUAUAACACAACUGGCAUUUGUGGAACACGACCAGCAUCAGUCGUUAGGAAUAGAAUAGUUGGUGGAGAUGAAUCCUCCCUUGGAGACUGGCCAUGGCAAAUAGCACUCUACAGAUGGGGUGUACACUGGUGUGGAGGUACUGUCAUUGACAGCCAGUGGAUUUUGACAGCCGCCCACUGUGUGGAAGGAGACUCAGAGACAAUAUUCGACGUUAUUCUGGGAAUUGUGAACUUAGAAAACUCAGCAUCACCUCAUAGAGUUGCCAGGCAUGUAUCGGAAAUACACAUCCAUCCUGGUCGUAAUUCAGUAAAACGAGAUUAUGAUUAUGCACUUCUUCGCUUGAAUAUGCCGGUAGAGUUCAACGACUUCAUACGACCAGCCUGCUUGCCUACAGAUGAUCCUAAUUUUUUCCCUGAUACACAGAUAUGCUAUAUAACUGGUUGGGGUAGUCUCUAUGAAAAUGAAAUCUACUGUCCUGACACCUAUUUUCAAUGUUCUGAUGGUAUUACAUGUAUUCCCAGUUCAUCAGUCUGCAAUACAUUCGCUAAUUGCCCUGAUGGUGGUGAUGAAUUAGAGUGUGAAGAAGUGUGUCGUGAAGAUUUGGUCGUAGAGAAUGUACCAAGCUCUCUGACUGUCGUUGACUUUCCAAGAGGAAAUGGAGCCUAUGAUGCGGAACUAUUUUGUAUAUGGGUUGUGACAAUUGAACCUGGUGCACUGAUAUAUGUAGAAUUCACAUUUUUCGACACUGAGCUUUGUUGUGAUUAUAUUAAGAUGGGGAACGGCAGGAACCCUUACAACCCAGGAUCUAUUGUUUUAGACAAGUACGCUGGGCAUGUCAAACCACCUACAUUUGUUUCUACUGGUGAUGCAGUUUGGUUAACGUUUCAUUCAGACGAACAGGUCCAGAAAGAUGGCUUUGUAGUUGAGUUUUCAAAGGCGACGGGAACAGAAUGCCUAGGAAAAUACGAGUGUCCAAAUGGACUGUGUAUCCUACUAGAAAAGGUUUGUGACGACAUUGAUGACUGUAUUGGAGCUGAAGAUGAAAUGGGCUGCGGUGAGCCUUGUCUGGAAUACAUUAUUUUCAGUCCAGGUGAAAUUGUAAAUAUCACUUCGCCGAACUACCCGUAUUAUUACCCAGGGGACACGGAAUGCCUGUGGAUUGUCAGUAACGACGGAGGAAAAAGCGUUGUAGUGAAGUUUCUUGAAUUCAAAACUGAAAUGGGUUUUGACACUGUGAGCAUCGGAGUUGGCAUCAAUAGCUCGGCACCAUCAUCGGUGAGACUCAACAGCAUAUCUGGUACCACACUUCCAGGGACAUACAUAUCAGAUGAUAAAUCCAUAUGGAUCACUUUCAACAGUGAUGGGUCUGUUAGUGACAAAGGAUUUUUCCUGAUGCUGUCUGAUGGUACAGACAAAUCAUGUAGUGAUGUUGAGCCAGAUUCUUAUCAGUGUGGAAACACCGUCUGUAUAAGCGACAUGAAACUAUUCUGUGAUGGUCAGAACAAUUGUGGAGAUUUCUCCGAUGAAAUAGGCUGUACAUGCCAUCCAACCAUACAAUUCCAGUGCGCAGAUGGACCUUGUGUUAAUUGGGAUAGUCUUUGUGAUAAUGUUAUUGAUUGUCCGCUCGGUGAAGAUGAAGCAUUCUGUGAUCCAUUUACCUGUCAAAAUGGACAUACUGUGUAUGAUGUUCAUGUAUGUAAUGGUAUAAAUGACUGCGGUGACAAUACUGAUGAAAUGGGCUGUGAUUGUUCUGAUCUACAAUUUGACUGUGGUGAUGAAUGUAUCAAUAUAAACUACCAAUGUGAUGGAAAAGCUGAUUGUUCUAAUGGACUGGAUGAAGAAAAUUGUGAUUGUGCCAGUUGGCAGUGGCAGUGCGACAAUGGUGAGUGCAUUCCAUUCUGGGAUAUGUGUAAUCGUCAUGUGGACUGUGCUGAUGGAAGUGAUGAAAUUGGUUGCAAUGUAUGCAGUGAGUAUGAAUUCACAUGCCGUAGCUACUACUGUGUGUCUCUGUCAAGUGUGUGUGAUGGUAAUUUUGAUUGUCCAGACGGCAGUGAUGAAUUCAACUGCUCCUGUACAGAAAAUCACUUCAACUGUAGCAAUGGAUACUGUAUAAACAAAGACCGGGUUUGCAAUGAUUACGAAGAAUGUGCUGAUGGAUCUGAUGAAAUGCAACACUGUGAUACUGUUCCAAGAUGCGGUGGGGAUAUUACCCUUUUAGGCAAUUCCAGUGUCAUUAAUUCGACUAACUACCCAUCACCAUAUCCAGAAAGCCGCAACUGUCAUUGGAUUGUACAAGGCCCACCAGGAAAUAGCUACCUUGAUGUCACUUUCCUCGAUUUCCAACUCACUGACUUUGUCCUAAUCGGGUGGGGUGAAGACUCGUAUGAUAUAUCCACUGUAGUGUCUAGAUACACUGAUAUGGACAAUACACAUCCUCAGGGAAUGUUCACAAUAGUCGGUAAUUCAAUGUGGAUCAGGCUUGACACAGAUUACAUCACUAAUCCAGCAGAUAUAGGAUUUUCUCUCUUAGUUGAGACAUCCAAUGGAUUACUCUGUGAUGAAGGCUUUCUUUGUGCUGAUAAUAAGAAAUGUAUUCCAGAGUCUUUCCAGUGUGAUGGAAUAAACGACUGUCUUGAUAUCAGUGAUGAGUACACCAAUUGCUGUCCAGAUGGUCAGUUUUCUUGUGGAAUUAUUGAUACAUGCAUUGAAGAAAGUAGUGUGUGCAAUGGAACCAUAGAAUGCCCGAAUGGUCUAGACGAACGUGAUUGUGAUUAUUGCUCUGAUACUGAAUAUACUUGCCCGGAUGGACAAUGUAUUCCACUAUCUAGCCUAUGUAAUGGUGUAAGUGAGUGUGUCAUGGAUUAUGAUGAAGUCGGUUGUGUAAUCAGAAACCAGGCUGAUGUUGCAUUUGGUCAGUCAUUCGUGGAAGUUUUCAUGGAUAACUGGCUACCCUUAUGCAUUGAUGAAAGUGACUUUGACCCUGUCUAUGGUAACUUGAUUUGUCGUGGAAUAGGAUAUAGGUCAUACAGAAAUAUUUCCUUCAGUGCAGCGCCUUCAAGAUCACUCUAUGCAGUGCUGCAAAGUUCUCUUCCCUCAAAUACUCAAUAUACUCAUUUACAUGGACUGUUAACUACAAGUGCUACAUGUGAUGGUGGGACAACAGUAGACAUUGACUGCCAACCAUACGAAUGUGGCAGUAUACCCUCAAGCAGCAAUAGAAUCGUAGGUGGAGACAAUGCAGUGCCUGGUUCCUGGCCAUGGCAGGUUUCACUCCAGUUUGAGGGCAGUCACUUCUGUGGAGGUGUCAUUAUAGAUGAACAGUGGAUCUUAACAGCAGCUCACUGCGCCUUUAUUGAAGGAAAAGACGUCUUGCCUGUAGAUCCACAUCUAGUCGUUGCUCUAGCUGGUGUGAAUGACCUGACAGAUAAAAACGCAGUGCGAUUGAAAAUUUCUGAAGUACAUAUCCAUCCUAUAUUUAGUAUGAAUCGCUUCCACAAUGAUAUUGCUUUAAUGAAGUUGGAGCAACCAUUGGUGUACAGUGACUCAAUACUACCAGUGUGUUUACCCCAAGCAAACUUCACUGUUUCAGAAGGGGAUUACGCUUGGGCAACAGGCUGGGGUACAGUAUGGGAAUAUGGGAGAGUACCAAUGGUACUUCAAGAAGCUAAAAUCCCAUUAAUGCCAGAUGAUGCAUGUUCCUAUUAUUAUGCAUUUACAACUGAGAAGACCAUCUGUGUUGGUGUUAAGAGUGGCUACUUGGGUGUAUGUCAUGGUGACAGUGGCGGUCCUUUGAAUUACCUUGGUGAGGACAACAAAUGGUAUGUUCUGGGUGUGACCAGUACAACAACAACAUGUGGAUCUGCUCGUAACCCAGCAGCCUACACAGAAGUUAGGCACUACUAUGACUUCUUCCAGCAGACAACAGGAAUAGUUUUUGAUUUUUGAAGCUCAGUUUUGCAUUGCAUAGCGUAUAUAGAAGGCAAGUGUUACUGCCAUAUUUAAACAGGGUGGUCUUUUCAGUGAAGAUCAGGUUGCCUGGUUACGCAUCAUUAGCAGCCCAGCCAUCAUUAAAUAUAGUUUUGACAAUAUCUUGAAAAUGUAUAAUUUUUUUAAAAAUUCAAACUUUAUUCAAAACCAUUUGCUUGUGCAUCUACAAACUGGAUGGUGUUGCAGGUGUAUACAGCAUACAAGUGACAACAAACGAAUCAAUUUUCCAUUUGAACUAGCAAUAAUUAUGGAUGGAA
This is a messenger RNA of Saccoglossus kowalevskii, 12695 nucleotides long. RefSeq lists its product as uncharacterized. Gene Ontology annotation, molecular function: protein binding; calcium ion binding; serine-type endopeptidase activity. Gene Ontology annotation, biological process: proteolysis. Lineage: Eukaryota; Metazoa; Hemichordata; Enteropneusta; Harrimaniidae. The record is from RefSeq and is a predicted model, not a curated record.